Molecule: messenger RNA, 1995 nt
Organism: Dioszegia hungarica
Lineage: Eukaryota; Fungi; Basidiomycota; Tremellomycetes; Tremellales; Bulleribasidiaceae
Exons: 3
Coding region: 1-1995 (664 amino acids)
Source: RefSeq, a predicted model, not a curated record
AUGGACGUUCCCUCAUCUCCCAGCGGGCUUCGACCCCGUCCCCACCAAUCCCCCUCGCGCCACCAUGGUCUCUCGGCUCUCUCCCCACUGCAGGGCCUCUCACCGAUGCCUACUGCGUCCGUACCUCUGCCCUCACCCCGCAGCGGCCACGCGCGCUCAAUUUCGGGCGAAUCCGAUGGGCGUAGCGCAGGCGGCCACUCUAGGGCGGGUAGCGUGACGCGCAGCCUAAGCAGGCGACAGAGUCUAUAUCAUUCAGCGGCGGAAUGGGGAGAUGGCAAAGAGUACGGGAACGAGAACACAAGUACUCCAGCAUCUCUCUUCAGCCGCUUGACCUUGGUCAAGGCGCCGGCUUCGGAGCAGGCUGGACUCAGGCGUCGCUCCAAGUCAUCGUCCGCACUCGCACCUAUCGGUCUCUCCCAAUCCAUCGAUAUCCCUGCUACCUCACCCCGGGCUCCCCGUCGCAGCUUUGCGUCAAGCUUCAACACAUUCUCGCCCAUGACCCCAGCGAAGGCGUCUCCGGUCUCUCACGCUCCUGGUGGCCCGGACGCAGUUCACCGCAUCUCCACCAUCUACUCGGCGGCGGACAACGAGGGCGGGCGAGCUAAGUCAUACACACCAGACGAGGUCGUCGAACUCGCUCGUGGCUUGGCCAGUCCCGUACUCAUGCCCGAGGGCGGGUUCAAGGGUGCGGAGCUCAAGCGCCGCAAAUCCGCGGGAGCCAGCUACAAGCGGUCACCGAGCUAUUCCGGCAGUCUUGCAUCCACCCCAGAGCAGCACCCACCCACCGCGCUCGAACCUGUCGAGUACGUCCAGUUGGAGGAUGACUGCCUCCUCCCCUUUGUCGAUCGUGCCGCCGAGGUCGGGGAUCUCAUGAAGCACUCUAGCAACGAGAAGAUGUUCACUCUUCUCCGCGCAACCUUCCCCAAGGACCGGGCGAGGCGGAAUUGGCAGGAAAUCUCGCCGGAGAGCUGGAACUGGGACGAGUUCAAGCUCCACCUCACGGGUACGGACCGGCUCGAAUGCCCGGACUAUCAAUGGAUCUUCCGCGCUCGACAGGCGGUCCGGCAGCGCUCGGUCGCAUUGUGGGAGAAGGUCGGCGUAUGUCUGGGAUGUGAUGACCGGCUCUUGAAUGCUGGAGGAGAGGAUGGGGCGGCUCAGACGUGGGGCGGUCUAGAGGGCCUGGACGACGAUGACGGAGCGGCAUACAGGAUGGCCAGCCAGGUCUGGAUUGAGGGAAUACAACCCGUGGACCAGGAUAUGGCGAGGGCGCAGCAGGACUUCAUCGAGGAGUUUGGAGAAAUCGUGGAGGACGAUCCGGAGGCCACGGCGGGGAUGACGGCUCUUCUGGGCUCGAUCGGGGAGGAGAAUGAGGGCGCGGGCGGAAGCUCGGGCAAGGCUGCGUCGCAGACCACAGCGCAACGGGCUGGAUCAAGGCACCAGCGCGAUCCGCUCAUGUCGCCCGUCACCGGAUCAUCUGCCCUACGACGGGACUCGGCCGCCGGCUCGCCCAGUCCUUCCCGUGCAGCUCCGAAUGCGAAGAGCCGCACCAAGUCCUUUGUGGGUCUCACCAUCGUCUCGUCCUCCGGUUCACCGCAGGCGGCAUCCUACCACGGUCCGAGCCGAAGCGCGAGCGUUUCGCAAGGUCUCGGCCUCGCCGGAACUUCGGGCGCCAACACGCCCACGAUGCAUAUGGGGAUGAUGUCCCCUUCGACUUCGCACCACCACCAAGCCCCCAUCCUGGACCGCGGGCCGGGAUCUACCCUCUUCCCCUCGAGCUUCUCAACGCUUAGCGCAGAGCCGAACCUAGGUAGAGCGGCUAGCGGGCUGGUGGGCGGAUUGAAGAGUCCGGAUGUGGAGAAUCAGUUCUCACAUGGCGGGUGGGCAGAGAUGAAGCGGGGUCUGGGCAGGAAGCAGAGCGGGACUGGAUUGAGCGAGAGUGCAAUCACGUUUGCGAGCGAGUCGGAUUAUGAGCAUUCGGCUGGUCACCACGACUAG